AUUUAAAAGUUUUUUCUUAUUAUUUGUUAUUUCAUGUAUGUAAUCUUUGUUCAUUGUAUUUCCAAAUUUUGAUUUUUUUUCCUCUGAUCUGGCAUGUCUCAGGUAGGGGUUGAAAUUGAAAUAGUCUUUGUAUUUUUACAAAACCUGUGCAACAUCAUUAUCCUGAAACCAUUUACAGUGCUUUCCUCUUGUGAUAUGAAUCUUAUUUUCUUUCUUGCAAUAUUUGUCUUUCUAUUUUGACAGCUCAAGUGUAAGGGCACUUUCCAGGCACUGCAGAGGCAGACAUAAAGGCCUGCAUGGCUCAGAAGCUUAAAGACCUGAGGGUUAAAAGCCGGAGUCAGAGCUCAAGUGUAAGGGCACUUUCCAGGCACUGCAGAGGCAGACAUAAAGGCCUGCAUGGCUCAGAAGCUUAAAGACCUGAGGGUUAAAAGCCGGAGUCAGGGAGCAAGAGGGAGAGAAAGAGGAAGAGGAAGAGGAAGGAGUGUUAACUUAAAUCAUCGUCAGCUUCCUGAUUGAUCAGUCAGACAUAUAGAGGCAGUUCUCUGACAGUUUGAUGAUUUUCUGCAUCAGGAUCAAACUCAGAAUGAAUAUCCACCAUGUUCUGUUCUUCUGCUUCUUAUCAGCACUGCAGGAUGGAAACACUGGACUCGUCAAUGCAAUAAACCUUUUUGCUGGAGCUGAAGGAGGAAGUGGUUCAAUUAUUUGCCACUUGACUUCAUCUGGAAGCACCAAGUUGUUCUGUAAAGGAGAAUGUAAAGAAGAAGACAUUCUCAUUGAAACAGAUGGUGUCACGGCUCAGAGUGGCAGACACAGCAUCAGAUAUGAAGACGGAUCUUCUGGAAGAAGAUCUGUGACUGUGACAAUCACACAGCUGACCAAGUCAGACUCAGGACGGUACAGAUGUGGUUUGGAAGGAUCUUCGGUCCCAGAUUCUUACACUGACUUUGAUGUCACAGUUACAGAUGAGAGGCUCCACUGUCGGCCCCAGCAGGCGGCAGCUCUACUGCGGAGGAUUUAUGCUGCCUUGACAAAAAAUGCUACUGUUGCACAAAUCGGUCGCUUUUUGAUUAUAAACAGGGCUAGACUACAAUCUUCAACCGAACACCCAACAGCUGGAGAAAGUUUGACGGCGUGUCAGCGUAUUAGUUUGUGUAAGCCGGAGCUUCCACCUGCAGCCAUGCUGACCAGCCACACCGGCAGCCGCCUCAUCCUUUUUAUUGAGGAUCAUGAGAACCUGCCCUCUGUGUGAAACAAUAUGUUUCAGCAGCGGAGGUUUACAGCCUGACGUCAGUUUCCUGUUGGGGGAAAUUAUCUUCCUGUGCCUCAACAGUUCUCUCAACAAAACAUCAUCACUGAUUAAUGAGAGAGAGAGGAAGAGGAAGAGGAAGGAGUGUUAACUUAAAUCAUCGUCAGCUUCCUGAUUGAUCAGACAGACAUAUAGAGGCAGUUUUCUGACAGUUUGAUGAUUUUCUGCAUCAGGAUCAAACUCAGAAUGAAUAUCCACCAUGUUCUGUUCUUCUGCUUCUUAUCAGCACUGCAGGAUGGAAACACUGGACUCGUCAAUGCAAUAAACCUUUUUGCUGGAGCUGAAGGAGGAAGUGGUUCACUGAGUUGCCACUUGACUUCAUCUGGAAGCACCAAGUUCUUCUGUAAGGGAAAAUGUAAAGAAGAAGACAUUCUCAUUAAAACAGAUGAUGUCACAGCUCAGAGUGGCAGAUACAGCAUCAGAUAUGAAGACGGAUCUUCUAGAAGAAAAAUUGUGACUGUGACCUUCACACAGCUGACCAAGUCAGACUCAGGACGGUACAGAUGUGGUUUGGGUGGAUCUUCAGUCCCAGAUUCUUAUUCUGACUUUGACAUCACAGUUAUAGAUGCAGCAACGUUGGGUGAAAAC
Molecule: messenger RNA, 1894 nt
Organism: Thunnus maccoyii (southern bluefin tuna)
Lineage: Eukaryota; Metazoa; Chordata; Actinopteri; Scombriformes; Scombridae
Exons: 8
Coding region: 554-1249 (231 amino acids)
Source: RefSeq, a predicted model, not a curated record